AUGGAAAAUUUGUUUGGUGGAGUGAAAUUAAAUGAAUUGGAUUGGUUGCCAAAAAAUGCACCUUACGUAGAGGUUGAACCAAAGCAUGUGCAAAUAAUCGGAACUCCUACAGAAUUUUACGAAAAAUUAAUCGUAUUAAUUCGAGGAGCAAAAGAAAGAAUUGUGAUUUCGACGUUAUAUAUGGGCAAUAGUAAUUAUGAAAAUCAACUAGCAGAUGAAUUGGUAAAAGCAUUGGAUAUUAAUCCUGAUAUGAAAAUGAGUAUUCUUUUGGAUUGUUUAAGAGGUACACGUGGUGGAGUAAAGAAUAGUUCCAUAUCAUUGCUAAAAAGAUUGGUCCCACGCGCGUCAGUUUAUCUAUUUCAUACUCCAUUUUUGCGUGGUUUAAAGAAAAUGAUGCUACCGGAAAGAGUGAAUGAAGUAGUUGGCUUACAACACAUUAAACUUCUGGUAUUCGACAAUGAUGUCAUCAUUACUGGGGCUAAUCUUUCGAAGACUUAUUUUACGGAUCGACAAGAUAGGUAUAUACUAAUUGAAAACUGUCCGAAAUUGGCAAAUUUUGUGCAUUUAUUUGUUGAAGCUAUUGGAUCAAGUUCUUUCAAAUUAAAUGUACAAGGAACCAUCACUUUAGCCGAGAAAUGUUUUGUUCAUCCUUUUAAAGGAAGUCUGACUGCAUACAGAAAAAUGUUACGUGAGAGGGUAAUGACUGCAAUUAGUGUGCUGGAAAAAACUAAUUCAGAAGUCGAUUAUAGUAUGGGUACUCGAAUAUAUCCUUUGAUACAAAUGAGUGUCGCGUCAAUAAAUCAGGAAUUUGAAUUUUUGAAAAGUGUGUUAUCAAGACAGAAUGAUCUGCUUUCUCUAACGUUGUCAUCAGGUUAUUUCAAUUUCACAGACAGUUAUAUUAACUUUAUAACCAUGCACAGAUGUUACGAUAUGGAUAUUGUUUAUGCAUCUCCUCAGGCAAAUGGAUUCUACCAAGCUUCUGGUUUGUCAGGUUUCAUACCACUAAUAUAUGUAUUCAUUUCGCGUCUUUUUUACAAUAUAAUGUUACCAAAAGUUCGGUUGUUCGAGUAUAACAGACCUGGGUGGUCGUAUCAUGUAAAGGGUAUGUGGGUUGAUAUCAAGCGCUCAGUUUUUUCAGCCACACUAAUUGGUUCUUCCAAUUUUGGUCAUCGUUCUGUUCAUCGCGAUUUGGAAACUCAGUUUCUUAUAGUUACGGAUGACGAAAGAUUAAAGAGGAAUUUGAAAGAAGAACGUUUACGAAUGUUGAAUUAUGCAGCAAAGGUGGAUUCAUCAACCUUUUUACGACGAGAUCACCUUGUUCCAUUCUGGAUUCGCUGGAUCUCACGAUUUGUAAUGGUACUUCUGCAAGGUCUUAUAUGUGGCCGGGUUUUGAUGAAUUCUCUAGCUCAGAAAGGUGCAGCUCCUGUAGUAGCCACUUCACAUAGAGUUCGUACAUUUCGUAGAAAGGGAAAUCAUCACAGAAAUGACGACGGUGCAGUUAAUCCAUAUGAAGCUAGUGAACUGCUACAACGAUUGGGUGGGUGUUCUGUUCGUCAUUUUUCUUCCAAAACUAGUGCUUCAGCAUCUCAAUCGCUUGAAGAAUUAUUGAAGGAUGAAGUUUGGAUACCGGUAUAUCGUUUUCGUGGAAUUCAUUAUGGCGCUUUGGCAACAAAAACAAAACUAGCAUUGACAGUGUCAAGUAUAGCUCUGGUUCCAUACAAAUGGUGGCAAUAUUCUCAAGACAACAUAUCGUCCGAUCAACUGUUAUAUGUUUUGUCGUUUGCUUCAUUCACAACUUUGGCACUGUUUUUUCUCUCCAGGUUUUUUGGUCGUAUGAUUGGUGUGAUUUCGAUGAAUGCAACAAACGAUUACAUCCGUGUUGGUUACCUUUCAUUCUGGGGAAAUCGGCGUAACAAAUAUAUGAAAUUGGAAGAUGUAGUACCUCUUAAUGAAGCAAGUACUUCUAUCAGUGAUAAAGUGACUCGAUUCCAACAAUAUGGAUCGUACGUAUAUUCUUUCAAAUUCAACUUUCUUUACAUAAGUUUAAUUACUACAAAUUUUAGAAUAUCAACUGUAGUACAUCGUAAUUUUAUGUGUGAAGUAUUUUGUUAUUGCAAAGUUUAUCAUAAUGCGUGCUCAGAAAACGUUGAAAAAAUUUAUAAUUGUAGAUCUAUUUCGUAACU
Thelazia callipaeda (thelaziosis nematode) is the source of this 2183-nucleotide messenger RNA. NCBI's taxonomy places the organism in Eukaryota, Metazoa, Nematoda, Chromadorea, Rhabditida, Thelaziidae. The record is from the annotation of a GenBank genome assembly.